AUGUUAAAUAAAUUGGAAUAUUUCAGUGCUGUACUUAUAUUAAUAACAUUAAGUACAGCUGUGCCUGUAAAAGAUGAUGAACAUUUUCAAUCAUUAAGGCCUUAUCAACUUGAAUUAAAGCAUAAACGAGAUAUACCCGAUGAUUUACCAUGUGGUUGUAAAUCUAAACACGAUGGCCAUUCUUCAGAAAAUGGGGGAAAUCAUGAUGAAUAUUUAAACUAUAAGUCAAAACUACCAAGAUUUCGACGUUCGUUGGACGAAGCAGAUUUAGUGAAAGAAAAUGAUGAUGUUGUUUUAAUUGAAAGCAUUCGUGAAGACCAGAUAAAAAUAAUAAAUUUGGAAAAAAAAUCUUCUGAAGAAUCGGAAAUGGUAAACGAUAGCGAUGAAACAAUAACGAAAACAAAUGCUAGUAAUAUUUCCAAAGACAAUUCAUCUGAAGAAAAUGAUGCUAAUGCAGAUGCAAGCAAAAACGAAGCAAAUGAUAUAUCUGCGGAGAAUUCGCCUGAAGAAAAAGAAAAAGGUAAAAAAAGUGGUGAUGGAGAGGCAAGAAAGAAAAGAAAAGUAAAUAGUACCUCUGAAGAAAAUUCAUCUGAAGAAAAAGGUAAAAAAGGUGGUGAUGGAGAAGCAAGAAAGAAAAGAAAAGUAAAUAGUACCUCUGAAGAAAAUUCAUCUGAAGAAAAAGGUAAAAAAGGUGGUGAUGGAGAAGCAAGAAAGAAAAGAAAAGUAAAUAGUACCUCUGAAGAAAAUUCAUCUGAAGAAAAAGGUAAAAAAGGUGGUGAUGGAGAAGCAAGAAAGAAAAGAAAAGUAAAUAAGUACCUGAAGAAAAUUCAUCUGAAGAAAAAAGGUAAAAAGGUGUGA
Teleopsis dalmanni is the source of this 858-nucleotide messenger RNA. Its product is annotated as protein FAM133-like. The record is from RefSeq and is a predicted model, not a curated record. The transcript has 2 exons. The coding region runs from base 1 to 858 and encodes 285 amino acids. NCBI's taxonomy places the organism in Eukaryota, Metazoa, Arthropoda, Insecta, Diptera, Diopsidae.